This is a messenger RNA of Phycodurus eques (leafy seadragon), 1659 nucleotides long. RefSeq names its product indian hedgehog B protein-like. Lineage: Eukaryota; Metazoa; Chordata; Actinopteri; Syngnathiformes; Syngnathidae. Gene Ontology annotation, molecular function: calcium ion binding; patched binding. The record is from RefSeq and is a predicted model, not a curated record. The transcript has 3 exons. Bases 1 to 1242 code for a protein of 413 amino acids. Gene Ontology annotation, biological process: intein-mediated protein splicing; cell-cell signaling; protein autoprocessing.
AUGCUGCUCCCAAGGCUGCUAACGUGUGUCGCCGCGUGCGCCUUGCUCCUGACGCCGGGCUGCGGGGGCUGCGGGCCGGGUCGAGGCUACGGCAAGAGGCGCUCGCCGCGGAAGUUGGCACCGCUCGCCUACAAGCAGUUCAGCCCCAACGUGGCCGAGAAGACCUUAGGGGCCAGCGGGAGGUACGAAGGGAAAAUAACUCGCAACUCCGAGCGCUUCAAGGAGCUCACCCCUAACUACAACCCCGACAUCAUCUUCAAGGAUGAGGAGAACACCGGUGCAGACCGCAUGAUGACACAGCGCUGCAAAGACAAGCUGAACUCUCUGGCCAUCUCCGUGAUGAACCUUUGGCCCGGGGUCCGGCUGCGGGUCACCGAGGGUUGGGACGAGGACGGCCACCACUCGGAGGAGUCGCUCCACUACGAGGGGCGGGCGGUGGACAUCACCACCUCGGACCGGGAUAGGAACAAGUAUGCCAUGCUGGCUCGGCUGGCGGUGGAGGCGGGCUUUGACUGGGUCUACUACGAGUCCAAGGCCCACAUCCACUGCAGUGUCAAGUCAGACCACUCAGUGGCAGCCAAGUCUGGAGGUUGUUUCCCGGGCGACGCCUUGGUCAUUGUGGAAAACGGCCUCCAGAAGUCCAUCCGUGACCUGCGCCCCGGUGAACAAGUCCUGACUUUGUCUGGCAGAGACAGUCGCGCUGAACUGGUGUACAGCCAAGUCCUGACCUUUCUGGACCGUGACCCAGGAAUACACAAGCUCUUCUACACCCUAAAGACCGAAGGUGGUGCGCACCUUUCUCUGACCGCCGCCCACUUGCUGUUUGUGUCUCAGGGUAACUGCUCAGACGGGGUGCCGCCCACUCCUAGCUCCCUGAGGACGGUGUAUGCUUGCGACGCUCGGCCGGGCCAGUGUGUGCUGGUGGCCGACGGUAGAUUGGGAACUCUUUCUCGGGUCGCGAGUGUCACUGUGACGGAGAGGACGGGGGCGUUCGCUCCUCUGACGGCACAGGGGACCCUGGUGGUGGAUGGGGUGGUGGCGUCCUGCUAUGCGGUGGUGGAACAGCAUUCCUUGGCUCACUGGGCCUUCUCGCCACUCAGGCUGAUGCACAGCUGGACCGGCACCAGUGGUUACCGUGGUGAUGGGGUCCACUGGUACGCUGAGCUUUUACACUGGCUGGGGGGGAUGCUGCUGGACUCCGGACACCUCCACCCACUGGGUGUUGCCGCAGCCCACAGGUGAGGACGGAAACUGCAACAAGAUAAGCCAAUAGAACUAUACGAUGGAUGUUUGGAUAGCUGCUAAGCCUCAUGGGAGUAUCACUUGGGUUGCGAAAGAGGAGUCCAGAAGUGUUAAUUCAUCAGACAGACUGACUAUAGAUCAUAUACUAACAUGUAAACUGGUCUUAAUCUCCUGAUGUAGAACAAUGAAUUAAAAACAAAAAUCAACCAUUGUUGACAAAGAUGAAAGCGAAUGUUAUCACAACAGUGUACCAUCUACUAUGGAGUCCUACUGAAAUGACAAGUUGCACACUAACUACACUGAACAAAAAUAUAAGUCAAUAUUCACCUUUGUUCUUGUUCGCAUUUUUGAUCGAAGACUUUCACUGUGCACAAAAGAAGUAUUUAUCUCAAAUGUUGUUCACAAAUGUGUCUAAAU